Molecule: messenger RNA, 2033 nt
Organism: Leptopilina heterotoma
Lineage: Eukaryota; Metazoa; Arthropoda; Insecta; Hymenoptera; Figitidae
Gene: Cdc23
Product: cell division cycle protein 23 homolog
Exons: 7
Coding region: 201-1925 (574 amino acids)
Biological process (GO): cell division
Cellular component (GO): anaphase-promoting complex
Molecular function (GO): protein binding
Source: RefSeq, a predicted model, not a curated record
GUGGACUCAACUUAAAAAAGAUACCUUGUUGAUUAUCCGAGUUUUAUUUAUGUUUAUAAUUAUAAUUAUAAAAAACCUACUUUCAUUAUGUAUUUAAAUACUCAUAAUAGUUCUUCUUUUUAAUUAUCUUAAUUUAAAUUAAAAAAAGAAAACUUUCUGCUUUUAAUAUUGUGUAAGAAAAAGUGCAAGUAUUUGAAAAAAUGUUUGAAUGUAUAAUAAAAUUGAAUAUUGAAGAGGUUAAGUCAGACUUGGUUCAAGCUAUAAGUGAAUGCUCGCAACGAUGUUUAAAUCAUUCAACAAAAUGGCUUGCAGAAUUAAACUAUUCCCUAAAAAAUAUUAAAGCAAAUACACUCCAAACAAAAGUUAAUUAUGAAACAUUCAACAAUUGUGAAGAGGAUUUAUAUGUGUUGGGGAAAAGUUAUUUUGAUUUAAAAGAAUAUGAUCGUGCUGCAUAUUUUACUGAACAAUGUCGCUCGCCAAAAGUUCGAUUUUUACAUUUAUAUUCUCGUUACAUGUCGGGAGAAAAGAAAAGAGUUGAUAACAUGACAGAUAUACCUCCAGAUCCAUUAAAAAAUGAAAACCUAAAGUCGCUUUGUUCUGAUUUGAGAAAAGAUCAUACUACUGGAAAUUUAGAUGGUUUUGGUCUAUAUUUAUUUGGCGUAACUUUGAAAAAGCUGCAGCUUACGAGUGAAGCUAUAGAUGUGUUGGUUGAGUCAAUUCACGAACAACCGAUGCACUGGGGCACGUGGUUGGAACUGGCUGCAUUAAUUACCGACCGUGAAAAAUUGGAAAGCCUUGAUUUACCUAAUCAUUGGAUGCAACAUUUUUUUAUAGCACAUAUGUAUUUAGAAUUACAACUUAUAGAAGAAGGAUUAGAAAUAUACCAUGCAUUACAAUCAGCUGGAUUUAAAAAAAAUGGUUACGUUUCAGCCCAAACAGCUAUUGCAGUACAUUAUAGAAGAGAUGUGGAUAAUGCGAUUCAGACCUUUAAAUCAAUUAUUAAAGAAGAUCCUUAUUGCCUGGAUAAUAUGGAUACUUAUUCUAAUUUGUUAUAUGUCAAAGAACUAAAAGUUGAAUUGGCCCAUCUUGCACAUCGAGCUACUGAAAUUGAUAAAUAUAGAUUAGAAACCUGUUGUAUAGUUGGAAAUUAUUACAGUUUAAGAGCAGAUCACCAGAAAGCAGUCAUGUAUUUUCACAGAGCUUUAAAACUUAAUCCACAGUAUUUGUCAGCAUGGACUUUGUUGGGUCAUGAAUUUAUGGAAAUGAAAAAUACUAAUGGUGCAAUUCACAGUUAUCGUCAAGCUAUUGAAGUGAAUAGGCGGGAUUACAGAGCAUGGUAUGGAUUAGGUCAAACAUAUGAAAUAUUAAAAAUGCCUUUUUACGGUUUGUACUAUUAUAAGCAGGCACAGCUAUUGCGACCUCAUGACAGUAGGAUGGUUCUUGCCUUGGGCGAAGCAUAUGAGAAGCAAGAUAAAAUACAAGAUGCUUUAAAAUGCUAUUAUAAGGCAUGUAAUGUUGGCGAUAUUGAAGGAAUGGCAUUAAUAAAAUUAGCCACACUGUAUGAAAAAAUGGGGGAAUAUGAUCAUGCUGCUGCUGCUUAUACGGAAUUUGUUACGGAUGAAUGCAGAAAUGCUGAUCGAGCAGAAUUAAGCCAUGCUUACAAGUAUUUAACGCAAUAUCACUUGAAACGAGACGAAUUGGACCAAGCAAAUCAUUAUGCUCAAAAAUGUUUGCAGUUUGAAGAAACGAAAAAUGAAGCAAAGGCAUUUCUUAAAACAAUAGCACAGAAAAGAGUUAAAAUUGAAGAUAAUCCAAUGAUAGUCGAAGAUAUGAAUGAAACAGAUCCUAUUGUUGAACUAAAUCAUCGUAAUGAUGCUCCAAGGAAUCAGUUAUCACCUAUGAAUUUAUCAUUUACGCAAAACUGAAUAUUAAUUUAAUGAUAUUGCGCACAAGUAGCUUUUGGGGGAGAUUAUUAAAAAUGGUAUUUAAAUUAUAUUGUAUUUUUUUAAAAUAAAAUUAAUUUCAAACUUGAA